Carassius auratus (goldfish) is the source of this 3711-nucleotide messenger RNA. RefSeq names its product FH2 domain-containing protein 1-like. Bases 379 to 2250 code for a protein of 623 amino acids. The record is from RefSeq and is a predicted model, not a curated record. The transcript has 12 exons. NCBI's taxonomy places the organism in Eukaryota, Metazoa, Chordata, Actinopteri, Cypriniformes, Cyprinidae.
UACACAUCUGCUUAAACAUUGCAACAUUUACAGUUCGCAUAAUUUUUAUGCAACGUUUGUUGUAGAUAUCAACUCUUUGGUAGAUGAUUCUGUAUUAAUAUAGAAAAAAAAAGAAUUUUAAAGCUCACAGUAUAUCAAUUCGCCUCAGUUAUUACAGGAAAUGUAAUAUAAAUAUGACAGUUUGACAUGCUUUCAUAGUUUUCAUGUUUUCACAGAUGAUUUCAGUCACUGUUGGGAUCUUGCUGUGACUGAUGCAGUCUAGGAACAUCUUCAUUAACACACAAAGAAGCUCCUGCUUGUUGUUGGAGCUCAUCGGAUCUUCAUGUUGGCGUUCGGACAUCUAUUUGUAGGAGGCGUGGCUUUAAGAAAGUCUCCGUCAUGGAAUCAGCCAGUGCUGCUGCCAAUCAUCUUCUGGCCCCACCCACAUCCCCUUCUAGUUUGAGCAGGAUCUCACUGGCCAAUGAGAGCCAGGGUUUUGAGGAAGAGGGCGGGACUGUUGUCUCUUGUCCGUCAUUACCUGACCACGCCCCUAAUGGUGCCCUGCCCCUGGCUCCUCCCCUUCCUCCACCUCUGCCCAUUGGAAACCCUGCGGAGAGGAAGAGGAGGGUAAAAAGUUUCUACUGGAAACCGAUUCCUGAGGAUCGUGUGAAGCAUCAGGACGGGCCGAACCUGUGGAGCUUCGACCGGAGCAGCAGGGAUCCGCUCCACAUUGACAUCAGGGCCAUCGAGGAGCUGUUCGGACACGAGGACACGCCGCCAGCCUCCACGACCAGCACCACGACCAGCACCACGAUCAGCACCACGAUCGGACGAAGACGCGCUUCUGUGAAAGAUCUCAGACCACAGAUCACCAUCCUGGGCUCCAAGAGAAGCUUGAAUAUCUCAAUUUUUCUGAAACACUUCAAAAAGUCCACUGAGAGUCUUCUGGAUGAUAUUCUUCUUGGAAACACGGGCGUCUUCAGUGUGGAGUCUCUCAGAGAGCUACUGAAGCUCCUGCCGGAGGAGGACGAGGUGAAGAAUCUUCAGAUGUUCAGUGGGAACCCUAAAGACCUGGCUCCGCCUGAUGCCUUCAUACACCAGCUCAUCCGAUUACCCAGGUAUGAGGUCCGUCUCGAGGCUCUGCUGUUAAAGGAAGAGUUUUUCCCCUCAUACACCGUAAUGAAACAGGACAUGACCAUCAUCCUGAGCGCCAUUAAAGAGCUGUUGAGCUGUGAGGAGCUUCACAAUGUCCUUCAUUUAGUGCUGCAGGCUGGAAACAUCAUGAAUGCUGGUGGCUCUGCUGGUAACGCCGUGGGCUUCAAACUCUCCUCUCUGCUUUUACUGGCUGAUACUAAAGCCAACAAACCUGGAAUCAACCUGCUGCACUUUGUCGCUCUGGAAGCUCAGAAGAAAGAUCUGCUCAUGUUUCCGGAGAAACUUCAGCAUGUUCAGCAAGCAGCGCGAGUGUGUGUUGACAGCAUUCAUGAGGAGUUUGACGCUCUGACCAGAAGAGUUCAUCAGUUACAGCAGAACAUCCACACAGAUGAUGAGCUCCUGCUGCAGCUGCAGUCCUUCCUACAGAGCGCUGCUAGAGCUCUGGAGGAUUUGAGGAUCAGUAUUGAUGAGGUUCAGAGGGAAGGAGAUGCUCUGAUUGAUUUCUUCUGUGAGGACAGAGAUGUGUUCAAACUGGACGAGUGCUUACGAAUUUUCCAGAAUUUCUGCUCCAAAUUCAACAAAGCAGUUCAGGAGAACAUGGAGCGAGGAAUGUGGGAGGAGUCUAGGCGCAAGCGUCUGAAGGAGUCAGAAGACAAGCAGCACUCGUGGGCGGGGCUUGAGGGUGUGGGCGGAGUCUUCGGUUUGCAGUCCAAUAGUAAAGUAGAUGUGGUGGCGGCGUUAAAGAGGAAGGGGCUUAUGAAACAGCUUGAGACAAGCCCUGAAAGUUUGUAUUGCUCACCACAACAAAACAAUGUGACCCUUGACCCCUGUGGAACGGAAACACUCGUACUUCCUCCAAUACACUCGCUGUCCAUCACAAAUGUGACAGAGGAGAUUGAAAUUAAGUCUCUUUCCAUACAGGAAUCCCAGAACAACGACCUUCAAACACAAAGUCAGGAAACACUGGGAAAUAAAGAAGUAACUCCAAACAUGACCUUUCACCCUUCACAAAUAAGUUUAGUGGUAGAACCAGAGCUCAUUAAUGACAAAUCAGAGGGAAAACUAAAGAUAAUGUCUGGCCUACAACAGAGUCACUCCAAACAAGCGCUGGAGUGAAACAAACAAUCAGCAAACGAACCUUCAACCCUAAAAACAGAGCAUCUCUUUCUGUGAAAUCGCCUUCAUCUUCCACUAAAGCAACCUCAUCAUCAUCAUCAUCAUCUCCUAAAUGUGUGAGCUCCUCUGAAACCGCGAGUGUGAGGAAGCUCGUUCCUCUCCGGCAGCCCAGUAGUUCUGUGAGGAUUCAGGAGCGACCCGGUGGAAGCGUCCUCAACGUAGUAAAGAAGACGCCAGCGGUUCGACCGGAUGGGAAGAUGUGUCGUGCUACACUCCGAGCCCUCGACCGCCCCAGUCCUCAAACCUCUGCAUGCAAUUCAACGCUCAAACCACCAAGCUUCACUCGCAACACUGUGGCGUCAACAACACGACACAGCACCGCUCCUGGAAACCAGUCUAAACUUCCUCCACUGACCCACGCGGCUUCACUCAGGCUCUCUCAGGUCCUCAAGCCGAAGCAGACGCCUGCAGAAAGUGUUCGCCCAUCGCCCCCUGCUGGACGUCUGAGGAAGAGCAGCAGCGCCGCCUCUCAAAGCUCAGUGUUUACUCGUGGGUCAUGUGAUAAAAACGUCAAACCCACCUGGAGGUAGAGAGACAGUUAUGCUAGCACUGUCUCUCCUGCUCACCAAGGCCACAUUUAUUUGAUCAGAAAUGCAGUAAAAACAGUGAAAUAUUAUUAGAAUGUAAAACAGCUGUCUUCUGUGUGCAUAUAAGUUAAAGUGUAAUUUAUUUUUGUGAUGUGCAGCUGUAUUUUCAGCAUUAUUACUCCAGUCUUCCGUGUCACAUGAUCUUCAGAAAUCACUUGGUGAAAGUGUCUUGAACAUUUCAAUGAUAAAUAUUUUUUUCAAGAUACAUUCGUUUUUGACCAAUAAUCCAAAAACAUCAUGCAGGCAUAUUAGUCAGCUAAAAAUGCAAAAGUUAGCCUAUAUUCAGUGGUUCUCAAAUAUUUUCACAGAUCAGUAGUAGUCAGCUGUGCACUAUAUACCACUACGUGAUCAUUUACAUAUAAAUACAUGUUAGCAGUUCAUAUUUGUGAAGGAAUAUUUAUGGAAUUAAACAUGUAUUAAUAAUUUUUAUUGUAAAAAUUUAUAGUAAUCUUUUAGAUUUUUCUGAUAAACCUGUUAAUUCAGAAUUUUACAUGCAGAAACAUGGGUAAUGUGCUGUUUGAUUUAAUAUUUUAACAUUUAAUUUUUUUACAUAUAAAAAUAAAUACAAUAAUAACAGAACCAAAACAAUACAACAAAAUACAAAACAAAUUGAAUGUAUACAUGUCCAAAAAGAAGCAGGAAAAAGCUAAAUAUUAAAAUUAAGCUUAAUAUAUUAUGGCAGUAGUAUAAUGGAUAUUAAGUAUUAUUAAAGACCUCUGAGCCAUCUCCACCAAAAUAUAGAAAUCAUGAUUUUAGCUUAUUUAAUAUGCAGCAAUAAAUAUGUUUUUUCACAGUUUAAAUAUAUAUAUAUAUA